Messenger RNA from Onychomys torridus (southern grasshopper mouse), 3456 nucleotides. It is a transcript of the gene Pecam1, whose product is annotated as platelet and endothelial cell adhesion molecule 1. The transcript has 15 exons. The record is from RefSeq and is a predicted model, not a curated record. Gene Ontology annotation, biological process: cell surface receptor signaling pathway. Lineage: Eukaryota; Metazoa; Chordata; Mammalia; Rodentia; Cricetidae. Bases 249 to 2405 code for a protein of 718 amino acids. Gene Ontology annotation, molecular function: transmembrane signaling receptor activity.
CCAGUCAUUUCCUGAGGAGAUAUCAGGCCAGGCCAGACCUCAUUGUUCUUCGCUUCCAGCUAUGGCCACCAUUACCUGACAAGCACCAGAGCUGGUCUCUCUCUGAGCGCCUGGAGAAGCUGUCAGAGUAGUUUCUGCUUUCCCCAGGCGGGUUUCUGGUCUGUGACGGGGAAGAGAAUUCUGCCCCUGAGGCAUGGCCGGAAGGCAGAACUAACUGUGCGCCUCAGUCUGCGAGUCUUCCACUCAGGAUGCAGCUGAGGUGGACUUCAGUCAGCAAGAUGCACCGGAUUGUCCUGCUCACACUGCUGCUCUAUUCAAGCUUCCAGGCUCAGGAAAACUCUUUCACCAUUAACAGCAUCCACAUGGAAAGCCUGCCAGCCUGGGAGGUAUCGAACGGGCACAACCUGACCCUGAAGUGCCUUGUGGACAUCAGCACCACCUCGAAAGUCAGGCCCCAGCACGUGGUGCUGUUCUAUAAGGACGAUGUGCUGCUGUACAACGUCUCCUCCAGGGAGCACACAGAGAGCUUCUUUAUUCCCCAGGCUCGGGUCUUCCACUCAGGGAGGUACAAAUGCACCGUGAUCCUGAACAACAAGGAGAAAACCACUCAUGAGUACCAGGUGCUGGUGAAUGGUGUGCCCAACCCCACAGUGACACUGGACAAAAAGGAGGUGACGGAAGGUGGGGUUGUGACAGUCAAUUGUUCCGUGAAAGAAGAAAAGCCACCGAUUUAUUUUGAGAUUGAAAAAGUAGAACUGGAUACGAAAAUUGUCAAGCAGAAGAGACAGAAGACGUCGCUCCAGAGUUUCGUGCUGAUGGACUUCCCCAUUGAGGAGCAGGACCACGUGCUGGUGUUCCGUUGUCAGGCUGGGAUCUUGUCUGGGAACCGACUGCAGACCUCGGAAUCCACCAGGAGUGAAUACGUUACUGUGCGGGAGUCCUUCUCUACUCCCAGGUUUCAAGUCACGCCUCCUGAAGUGAUCAUAGAAGGAAACCAGCUCGACAUUAAGUGCACAGUUCAAGUGACACACUUGGUCCAGGAAUAUCCAGAGAUUAUAAUCCAAAAGGGCAAGACUAUUGUGGCCACCUCCAAAGAGGGGAACGAGGCUGUCUACUCCGUCAUGGCCAUGGUGGAGAACAGCGGCCGUUAUACCUGCAAAGUGGAGUCUAGCCGCAUCUCCAAGGUCAGCAGCAUCAUGGUCAACAUCACAGAGCUGUUUCCCAGGCCCAAACUGGAAUUCUCCUCCAAUCGUCUGGACCAAGGGAACAUUUUGGAUCUGUUUUGCUCUGUCCCGGGCACACCUUCAGCCAACUUCACCAUCCAGAAGGAGGGGAUGGUCUUGUCUCUGAAUCAGAAUUUCAGCAAGAGUGCCGAGGAGAGGGACAGCGGGGUAUACAGCUGUACGGCAGGCAUGGACAAAGUGGUCAAGAGGAGCGGCCCAGUACAGAUCAAAGUGUGUGAAAUGCUCUCUAAGCCUAGGAUUUUUCAUGAUGCCAAGGCUGAGAUCAUAAAAGGUCGUCCCAUAACCAUCAGCUGCCAGUCAACAAAUGGAACUGCACCUAUCACUUACUACCUUAUGAAAGACGCAAAUAUCUUCCGGAAUCUCAUGAUAAACUCCAAUGACCCAGCAGCAUUCACAGAUACGCCCACCAAAGAUGUGGAAUACCAGUGCAGAGCAGAUAAUUGCCAUUCCCACUCGGAGUUGCACAGCGAGAUCCUGAAGGUCGAGGUGAUAGCCCCGGUGGAUGAAGUCACGAUUUCUAUCCUGUCGAGUAAUGAGGUGCAGUCUGGGGAUGACAUGGUACUUCGAUGCUCUGUGAAAGAGGGCACUGGCCCAAUCACGUUCAAGUUUUACAAAGAAAAGGAGGAUAGACCCUUCCACGAAAUCAUCCUGAAUGCCACUCAAGCGUUUUGGAUCGGGAAACAAGCUAGCAAGGAGCAGGAAGGACAGUAUUAUUGCACUGCCUCCAACAGAGCCAGCCUGACACUGGCCAGCCCCCGGAGCGGUACUCUAACAGUCAGAGUCUUUCUUGCUCCGUGGAUAAAAGGGCUCGUUGCUGUGGUUGUCAUUGGAGUGGUCAUUGUUGCCUUGAUAGUUGCAGCCAAAUGCUACUUCCUGAGGAAAGCCAGAGCCAAACAGAAACCUGUGGAGAUGUCCAGGCCAGCAGCUCCACUUCUGAACUCCAACAGUGAGAAGGUUUCUGAGGCCAAUGUGGAAGCCAACAGUCAUUACGGCUAUGAUGGUGUUGGAAAUGAUGUAACGGAACCGAUAAAUCCAAAUAAAGACCCUCAGAACAUGGAUGUGGAAUACACAGAAGUGGAAGUGUCCCCCCCUGAGCCUCAUCAAGAGAUGGGAGGUGGGGACCCCAGCAGCUCUUGGCCAGAUAGCAACAGAGAACAAUAAGAGAGACCUUGUCUCAAACAAGGUGGAAGAGAAUGAAAGGCUGCCUUGAUGGGACUUAAGACAACCAAGACAAGACAGGUGCACAUGCCUGAGAGGACAUCCAUGUCCCAAGAAGAGCAGCCGAUUCCCGUAUCCCAAGAGUCCUGUGCACUUAUUUAUGAACCGGCCCUGGCCCCACUGAAAAUAGCAAUUCCUCAGGCCAAACCAUCCACUCUCAAAUCCUCCUGCCUUAUUAAUGUUGGGUGUAAAGAGAACCAGAGGCACUGUUUAAUGGCCAGCCUGACAGACCUUCUAACUAGAGCACCCUUGCAAUUUGGAAGAGUGAGGGGAGGUUCGGGGUGAAGAAACCCCUGGGGUAUUUUGAAGCUCAAAUACUGUGUCUCAGAGAGACAAGGCGCUUUUUUGUGCCUCCUGCACAGAAGCCGGUUUCUGUUACUUCAAUUACUUUUAGCAAAUGAAUGGUCUGGACUCGGGAGUGAGAUUUUUUGUUUUUUGGGUUUUUUUUCUGUCUUUCUUUUUCCUUCUGGGCUGACCUUGUUCCUUGGAGGUAUAGAUAGCUCAGAGAGAGCUUUACCUCAUCCCCUGGAUGGUGGCUUCGCUCACUGGGGGUUUUGGGGAGCAACUGAUUGGGAGCAACGCCUGUGGAGUGGGAACUUGGAGUCAAGCCUCAAGCAGGCAAUGCCAAAACUAGAUUGGAGCGAGCACAGGUGACCUUCAACUGCUUUCCAGAUCUUUCUUUUCCUCUCCCAUGCUGAAGGCCUAAAGAGGAGAAACAGUUGGCUACAGCAAAUGGUAUUUUUUUUUCUUAAUAGUAAAAGGAAAUGUGUACCUUUCUCACUAAUUUUUCUUUAUUUAUUCCAUGCUAAAGAAACAGUCUCCUGAGGUCCCAGGCUGUUUCCAAGGGUGGCUUGAGUGAGGGAUGGGAGCUGCCUCCAUUUCGCUGUGGAACACUCAUUUCAUUCCUAACAUUAUCUUCCCUGUUAGCCUCGGCCACCCAGCUGCAGGAGCCCUGAGGGGUGUUAUAUUAAAUAAAAUUGAUUUUUACUCUUCA